GUGAGUGAGAGACUGGCUCAAAAAGCAUGAUAGUACUAGUUAAAAGACAGCAGAGACAAACUGGGCAGUGGUAAUUGCUUGCCUUAAAUCCCAGCACUCAGGAGCCAGAGGCAGGUGGAUCUCUGAUUUCGAGUCCAGUCUGAUCUUCAAAGUGAGUUCCAGGGCAGCUAAGUAUACACAGAGAAACCCCGGUCUUGGAAAAAUAAACAGAACAACAACAAAGACAGUGAAGAGAUGGCUCAUCAGUUAAGAGCACUGAUAGAGAACUUGGGUUCAAUGACGUGGGAUCCUUCAUCCUCCUUUGACUUCUGAGAGCACCAGGCACUUCCGAAUCACCUCCAGAUAGACUCCUGCACCUCACUAAACCAUCACAAUUUGUGGGAGCAAAGGUAGCGAGUGAUGUUGUAGUUAGGCUUGAGUUGCACAAAAAGCAGUAUCUAGUCACUGGCCACAGGCCUCCAGAUCCCAAGGAGUCACCUUCAAAAGCAUACAGAAUGUAAGAAACCGUUACCUUUUGUAGGCCUCUCUAAUGUAAAGAACGACUUUUGCAGGGUUGCUAAAUUUGACAAAUAGCCCUUGCAGGCCUCCGUCUGCUGCGAACUCCAUCAGCAGCCAUUGUAGUAGGCGCCCUGAACAUUCCAGUGCUAGUGAACACAGAGUGAAAGCAAGUACAGAAAGUUACUGUUACUUUUCCUUUCCCCGCCCUCACCCCUCACCUCAAGCCUUGUUGGAGAAGGCAUCCGUCCGCCAUUGCCUCUCGUCAAUGCCCCUUGCCAACUUCCCAGAUCUCUAAGGCACCAGAUCCUCACUACACAGUGUGAAGACAGUGCUGAAGAGUCGCUGCCUUCAGAAGAUAGACAGUUGUGGAACAAAACCAUGAGAAAUUUUCUCUCCAAGUAAAGGAGAGAGAUAUGAGUUCUUUCCAAGAAGUUUCUGGAAACAAGAACCUUUAUGAUGAAUUUCAUCUGGACACAGUUUUACCACCACAACUCCAGGACAAUGAUGGAAACAUGCAGAUAAUGGACGCCAAUGGGGACCCUCAAAUGUUAUAUGAGCAGCAAUUGAAGUCCUCCUUGGAGAGCCUAGAGAGCUCUUAUACCUUCAGUGUCAAAGAAGAUUGUGGUACAACAUAUUCAGCAUGCCAAGAGAAAACUCUUUCUGAUGAAGAAAUGAACAGAAGCAUACUGGGUGAAGUCUUUGAGAGGUGGUUCAAGAUCACGAUUCCAAAUGGGAAAAAGUACAACAAGAUGUGGUUAAUAAAUUUACUCCAGAGUUAUUGCAGUAUGGGCUUCACACCAGUUGAUUUCCAGUACAUCAGAAACGGUAUCCAAUUCUUUGUUCAAAGUACCAAAACUGCUGUUGAACUGAUGAAUAUAAACUACCAGAUAAGUGACGAGGAGAACAAAAAGAUUUCUAUCUAUGUGAAUUCAUCUAGUGAGCCUGCAUCUGUACACUAUAAGUUAACAGCAGCACAAAUGCACAGCCUAAAGCUGAGCAUGAAGAAACGAUAUGAUGUCUCUAAGAAAGCUCUGUACCUCGGAAAGCUUCGCUUUGACCAAGACUUGAUGGAUCAUGGAAUUGACAUGUUUCUGAACAGAAGAAGCUGCAUGACUGCUGCCCUUCAAAUCAUCCAAGAGAAUUUCCCCGAGCUGUUGUCCUUGAACGUGAGCAACAACAAAAUAUACUGGCUAGAUGGCCUGUCGGAAUUAAUAGAGAAAGCCCCUCACGUCAAGACUCUCAACCUUUCAAGAAAUUUGCUAAGAACAGCAUGGGAACUGGAGAAGAUAAGAGGGCUGAAUCUGGAACAGCUGUGGCUAGAAGGGAAUCCCUUGUGCAGCACCUUCCCAGACCAUUCUUCUUACGUAAGUGCGAUUCUGAACUAUUUUCCGGAGUUGUCACACUUAGUAAGUUCCCGCCUUCAUCAUUUCUCUUCUCCUUCAAACACAAGACCUCCAUCCCUGCUCCCAAGCCCUGUGUGUCUUGCUAGAAAACAUGUGUGCUCCAGGCUAUUAUCCAAAAAAAACAUGAAUAUUUUCCUUAGGGAAAAAUAUCCUAUAAGCACAGAAAGGAGGAAAGAGGAGAGAGGGAAGGGAGAUAUCUUGCAGAUGUCCACUGUAAUCUCACAGCCCACGGGAUUUCCUGCGCCAUUUCACACCUGUCUCUUAUUCUUGUUCCAAAGCCUUCUUUACCUCCUUGGGCAUCAUAUGUCAUGUCCCCCAUCUGUGCCCCUAAUAUCUUACUUCCUGCAGGAUGGCAGGAAAUUAUUCCCAACAAUUGACAUUAACACCUUGGAAAUAAUAAAACCACGCAAGGAAAGCUACAAAGGAUCUGAGUGUCUGAAGAAUCUGCUCGUGCAAUUUAUGCUUCAGUAUUACUUGAUCUAUGACUAUGGUGAUCGACACAGUCUCCUAAACGCUUACCAUGCAAAUGCCUGCUUCUCCCUGGCCAUCACUUUCAACUCCGAUAAGGCAGACAUGAGCAGCUUAGAAGACUACCUCAAAGAUAAUAGGAAUAUGAAGAUGCUGACGAACUCCUUUUUGCGGAUGCAGCUGCUGAAGCACAAAAAAUAUAACAUCGUGACCUGCCUCCAUGAACUGCCAAAAACACAGCAUGAUUUAAAUUCCUAUGUAGUAGACAUUUGUGUCCAGACAGAAAAAAUGAUCUGCUUCUCUGUCAAUGGAGUAUUCAAGGAAGUGGAAGGAAAGUCUUGGGGAAGUGUUCGGGCCUUCACCCGGACAUUCAUCUUAACUCCUGACAGGCAUUUCAGACUGUGCAUUGUGAAUGAUGAGAUGAUUUUGAGGAAUGCCAACCCUGCAGAGGCAAGGAAGGCCUUCUCUACCACUAGGCCCACAGUAUCCUACACCCAGAGUUGCUGGAACACCCACACUGAUCUAAAGUAUUGUAAGAACAAGUGGAAAUGCAUCAGAGAGGAUGAAGCCCUCUUUACAUUCCAGAGUGAGGAAAGAUCCUCAAGUGAAUUCUUCAGAUACAAGUUCUGAAAGGAGCCCUUGGAAAUUAUCUUCCUCUUCAUCCACAUUAUUGUUUGUUUGUUUCUUUCUAAGUCAUUCACCUGGCCAGAAUUAGAGGUCAGGUAACCAAGAAAUUAAAUAUACAUAGGCCAUGUAAUAACCACUCACAGGGCCAAUUGCUUUAUAUAUACCACCCAUGAAGAGGAUUUGUGCUCCCAUAAUAAAAAGCAUGCUGAAUCUUGUGUCCUGAAUCGCACUUUUCCUGCUACAUGGGAAUCAAGGCCUAAGGGCCCUGUGUAUCCAAACUUUCAUCAUAUUCAACUACCAGGCUUGCUUCCAUAGAAACUUGUAAAUAACACAUGAUACUUACAAGUGAUUAGCCUUUGGAGACCAGGAAAUCUCUGAAGACCCUCUAUCUGGACAGGCUUGUCAGAAACAUACAUGUGAUGAGAUUAGUGA
Rattus norvegicus (Norway rat) is the source of this 3428-nucleotide messenger RNA. The record is from RefSeq and is a predicted model, not a curated record. NCBI's taxonomy places the organism in Eukaryota, Metazoa, Chordata, Mammalia, Rodentia, Muridae.